Messenger RNA from Hyphopichia burtonii NRRL Y-1933, 567 nucleotides. RefSeq names its product ethanol metabolism protein. Lineage: Eukaryota; Fungi; Ascomycota; Pichiomycetes; Serinales; Debaryomycetaceae. The transcript has a single exon. The record is from RefSeq and is a predicted model, not a curated record. The coding region runs from base 1 to 567 and encodes 188 amino acids. Gene Ontology annotation, cellular component: membrane; mitochondrion; cytoplasm.
AUGUUAUACUCCAAAUACAAUCAGCUCCUCACCAGACGCCCUCUCUUGACCAAUAUCAUCACCACCGGGGCGCUUUUCGGGACCGGUGACUACUUGGCUCAGAAAAUCUCCAAUGGGAAGUUCGAUUCCGCCAGAUUAGCCAGAGCAAUGGUCUAUGGUUCAAUCUUUUUUGCUCCAAUUGGUACCAAAUGGUAUAAAACAUUACCCAAGUUCAAAUUCCCCGGCUACAAUAACUCUUUCCUCAAUACCUUGACUAGGGUCGGGGUGGAUCAGUUGGUGUUUGCUCCAAUUGCAAUUCCAACUUACUACUCGGUUAUGACCGUGCUAGAAAACCCUCCCAACCUCUUACCCACCAUCAAGUCAAAGCUAAAUGAUAACUGGCUCAACACUUUGCAAACAAACUGGUUGGUUUGGCCAGUGGUCCAGUUGGUCAAUUUCUCCCUAAUCCCGCUCAGAUUCCAGCUCUUGUUCGUGAAUCUCGUCAGCAUCGGCUGGAACUGCUACUUAAGCAUGGCCCUCAACUCAUCCAGUCACUUGGCCGACUCUGAAGACCAGAUAUUGAUAUAG